This is a messenger RNA of Penicillium chermesinum, 1932 nucleotides long. Its product is annotated as ankyrin repeat and BTB/POZ domain protein. Gene Ontology annotation, molecular function: protein binding. NCBI's taxonomy places the organism in Eukaryota, Fungi, Ascomycota, Eurotiomycetes, Eurotiales, Aspergillaceae. The transcript has 4 exons. The record is from RefSeq and is a predicted model, not a curated record. Gene Ontology annotation, cellular component: cytoplasm; ubiquitin ligase complex.
UUGUUUGCUGGCUGGCCUAUCCCAACCACCGUUUUGGUCUUGCAUAUUAAGAUUAGCAUUUGCACUGUUUGCUCAUAUAUCACGUGUCCCUUAUCGAUAACGGCCGGGACUUACUGCCGUCCCGCAUUUUACGAUGGCGAACCCAAUUCCAGUGCGAGUGGCAAGCUGCGUGGCCGGGGAAUCAUGGCUGAACGGAGUGUAUUGCGAAAGGAUCAGCUGGAAAUCAGCUUGCAUAACGAAAAGAAGCUGAUCAAGGAGGGUUAUAUCAAAGAUGAUAACCCUCUGGAUGAUAGUGAAGCCUUCCGGCAGCUCUGUGCAGCAUGCCGUCAGGGUGACCUAAAAGUCUGCCAGGAGAAGAUAACAGAGGGCGUUAACGUAAAUGCCCGCGACCACUAUGAUUAUACACCUUUGAUCCUGGUGAACAUAUAUACCCCGCACCAGGCAAGUUUGUGUGGCCACUAUGAGGUUGCACAACUACUUCUAGAAUCCGGGGCUCUGUGUGAGCGUGACACAUUUCAAGGUGAAAGAUGUCUAUACAAUGCUCUAAAUGACCGGAUACGAAAUCUGCUCCUUGAAUACGAUUAUUCCAAAUCAACCGACCCUUUACAGCCCUUGGCAGCGCAUAUAACCUCUCUCCUCACUAGAGAGUCCCCAGUGACAACGGAUAUUGUCGUGACUGCCUCCGAUGAUUCCGUUCACUUACAUAAAUUCAUACUGGCUGCUCGGUCCCCCUAUUUCCGGAGUAAGCUCGCAGCGACUCCAGAAGCUACCACAUGGAAGCUACCGAGCAAUAUUGCUCCCGAGGGAUUUUCUGCAGCCAUUAAAUAUCUCUAUUUUGGUGAACCGCCCCGGGAGCUUCGGAGUGGACCUGGCACUGGUUUCACGGAGUCAGACGUCUUUGCGGCCAUUGACAAAAUUUCUAAAUAUCUCGAGACCCAAAGUCUUAUGGAGAGUAUAUUGGAUAGUGGUGACCGAAGACUGGCUCGGCAGCGAAGGACCAUGGAACUCGCUAGAGGGCGUGAUCAACUGGAGCAAUGGUUCCAGACUAACGUCCUUGGCAACAAAGUGAUCGUGGAGACAGAAAAGGCCAGUGAAGUGAAAUGGGACCGUAAUAACCAGAUAUUUGCAGAUGUCGUGCUGCAAGCUGAUGAGCUUCCUGACGAAGUGGAAGAUGGCCAGCCCCAAAAAUCAGUAUCUGACCAAUUAGUGGUGAUCGAUGUCGACUGCUCGCCUGAUGUGCUAGAGAUCAUUCUUACUUUCCUCUACACUGAGCGCGCAGAUUUCUCUCUAGAUAUCGCCGUUGAUGUCCUUUUCGCGGCCGAUAUGCUCUUUAUCGAAAAGCUCAAGACCAAGGCCGCAGUCGUCAUCAGCACUUUGGGUAGCGCCGGCAUGUCGCAAGCCGAGGCCGCCAGAACCCGAGGCAAGGAUGACGAUGAUAUUGACAUUUAUGCGAUCAUGCGGGCAGCCUGGUUGACUCGAGUCCAGCGAUUGGAAGAAUUCGCAGCUCGGUUCUUUGCAUACCGACUCGAAGCUCACAUUGACACUCCCGAGUUCGCGGAGCUCAUCCAGGAGUCUGCAUCCCGUAUUCAGGCACGUCAAGAGACCGACUCUAUUGAAUUGUUGGAUGAUAUUCGAUUCUAUCUGAAUGAACGUUUUCGGCUCAGAUUCGACGAUGCGGGUCUCGAAGAGAUGUUGGAAGAGACGGCGCAGCCUCCAAAUGGCGAUGGAGGGGAACAGCCAGAUGUCGCACAGGUCACUAAAGAAGUCGACGCACUUAAUUUGUCCAGCGACACCACGGACGGACAAGCACGGCAGCUUCGGGCCUUGGAUGGAGCCAUGGUCGACGACGAGUUCUCCGAGGACGCGAUGAAUUAUCAAAUCUUGAUGGAGAAAUUGGAGAACCUUUUGGUAACUCUGAAUUUGGAUGCUUAA